This is a messenger RNA of Acinonyx jubatus (cheetah), 2367 nucleotides long. RefSeq names its product proline-rich protein 36. Bases 173 to 1729 code for a protein of 518 amino acids. The record is from RefSeq and is a predicted model, not a curated record. The transcript has 2 exons. Lineage: Eukaryota; Metazoa; Chordata; Mammalia; Carnivora; Felidae.
UUUUUUUUUUUUUUUCUCACGGCAGGUAAUAGGCGGCUUCUUUUUCCCUCUCGCCCCGCCCACUCUACCCCCCCUCCCGUCAGGGGCGUUGCCAUGGCGACCCAGAGGCCACAACCGGAGGGUGGCGGGCUGGUCUCCUCUGCGGACCUGGCGGCGGCGACAGUGGCAACUCAUGGAGCUUUCAAGAAACUCCGUGGAGGAGACCCGGAAGCGGACGGGCCUCGGCCGUUGCAGGCAUUUCUUCUGGCUGGGCGUCGCCUUCGACACGGUGGGCGCGACCGUGCUGUUCACAGGGGUCUUCGCGCGCCUGGUCUUCUCCGACCUGCUGCUCUACCUGGGUUCCAUCAUCAUCUUCCUCAGCCUGCUGUGGUGGGUCUUCUGGUACACCGGCAACAUCGAACUGACUGCGGAAGAGCCCUCGAAGAGGCCGUUCCACGUGCUCUCCUCCACCAUGGUGGACGCGCUAAGCCAGACGGUCAGCCACCGCUUCUCUCUCACCAUCUGCAACGUGUCCCGGAACUUGAGGGGCUUCCGGCGGCGCUGCAGCCGCAGGAGGUUCCUUCAGACCGUUGCUUCGCUGGAUAUGACCGUCACGGGCCAGCUCGAAAACCGGCUGGAGAAGGAGGACCAGGACAAAGACGCGACGCAAAGUGUCCAGGAGAGCGGCGACGCGCAAGACCUGCGCGCAGAGGACCUGGGCCCCAAACCUGAACCGGUCGGAAGUUCCGAGGGAGUUCGCUCCCCAGGCCCUGGGGCCGGGCUGCCAGGGUUCGUGAAGGGAUCGUCAUCCACGCAUCUGGGGCUGCCUGAGUUCAUUGUGUCUCCUCCCGACCGGCCUCGGGCCCCAGCCGUCCUCCCCUUCAGGAGCCAGCACGGAGUCCCCUGGGCCUCCGCCCGCCAGCCUCCAGCUGUGCGUUCUUUGAGGAUCCAGCCUGCAGUCAGUCUUGCCCCUGCGGGUCAGCCUGCCCACUCCUUGGCUUCCGGCAGUCAGGCUGCGCCCAUCCUGGCUUCUAAGAGUCUGCCCGCUGCCCCCUCGACCUCCAUGAGUCAACCUGGACUCGUCCCUGCCUCUCAGAGCCAGUCCUUGGUGUCUCUGCCAACGCAGAGCCAACCCUUGGUGCCCGUGGCCAGUCAGAGCCACCUCUUGGUGCCCGUGGCCUCUCAGGGUCAUCCCCUGGUGCCAGCAUCUGCGCAGAGCAACCUCCAGGCCCUUUUGGCCUCUCAAAGCUACCGGCUGUUGUCUGCAGCCUCACAGAGCCACCUCCAAGCCCCCCUAGCCUCACAGAGCCAGACUGAGAAUCUUUCUCUGGUCUCUGAAACUACAUCUCCAGUUGCUCUGGCUCCCCAAGCCCAGGCCCUGAGCACCCCAGUGUCUGUGAUCCAGCUUCUGUCAUCCCAGUCUUUUCAGAACCAAACUGUGGACCUGCGGCUCUCCCUUGCUGUCCCGGACUUUCAGGCCCUGUGUCACACCCAGCAGGACCCCCAGAGCAUCAUGUCUUUAGUUCGAGAGAUGACUCCCAGCCAGAUGACUCCCAGCCAGUCUGCGUCUGCCCAAGAGUUUCAGAAGCCAGUUGCACAGGCUUCUGAGACUCCCCUACCAGCGAGCCAGGAGCUGAGUCAGGAACCCCCUGCCACCGCAUCUCCACCCCCUGGGUCCCAGGCCCAGCAGUCAGUGCCCCCUGAGAACACACCUGUCCCUGCCUCAGAGACGAGAAGUCACCCUCCCUAGUACAGAACCAGACCCCAGCCAUCCGAGUGGCUGCUCAGGCCUUUGCCAAAAUCACCAGUGUUUCUACAGACUUAAGUGCCAACUUUAUAAAAGCACAAGUACUUACCUCUUAACCUCGUUUCAGAAACCUCCAUGUGGAGUGCUGAUCUCUUUCAGGCCAGUGGGCCUACUAGACGGCCUUUGCCAAGUGUACGUGUGUCAGUGUUGGGGAGGAUUUUCCAGCUUCAGAUCAUAAAGUUAUUGCCAGAAUCUUAAGCCAUAAUAAACUAUGCUAUUCUAAAUGAUCUUUGUUUUUAAAAAAAGUUUGUUUUUAAAAUAGACUUCUUGUGAGAGAAUUCCAAGUAGAAAAUAAUGCCUCACAAACUCUGGGUGAAGACGGAAGUAAGUGUAGUCCCCACAGAAACGGACAGUGGAAAAUCUAACUCUGAAUUUAAGAUUACUUUGUGACCUCAUUAACUAAUAGAAAAGUCAACACAAUCAAUGCAUUGUAACAUGCUACAAUUUAUAUUUAUAUGUUCAUUUCAUUUAGUGAACAUGAAUUUCCCAUUUUCCCAAGGAUUUUUAUUUUUCCCAAGGCUUUUAAAAUCUGAUUGGGUUGUACAUUUUAUUGGUAAUCAAAUAAAAUUCAUUUGAGAGUG